AGUCCCAACUCCACGAUGGCAUCCCUCUACGUGGGAGACCUUCAUCAUGAGGUGACGGAGGCUAUGUUGUACGAGAAGUUCAGCCCAGCAGGUCCUAUCUUGUCUAUCCGCGUGUGCCGAGACGCGGUCACCCGCCGCUCCCUGGGAUAUGCUUACGUGAACUUCCAGCACUUGGCUGAUGCAGAAAGGGUGAUGACUGCCAUGAAUCUUUAUAUCAUCAAAGGUAAACCUGUCCGUCUCAUGUGGUCCCAACGAGAUCCAUCUCUCCGGAAAAGUGGCAUAGGCAACGUUUUUGUUAAAAACCUGGAAAAGUCCAUCAACAACAAAUCUCUACAUGACGCGUUCUCCAGCUUUGGCAACAUCCUAUCCUGCAAGGUGAUUACUGAUGACAACGGUUCCAAAGGCUACGGUUUUGUGCAUUUUGAACAUCGAGAAUCUGCCGAGAGAGCAAUUCAGAAAAUGAAUGGGAUACUUCUGAAUGAUCUCAAAAUAUUCGUUGGUCAUUUCAAAUCCCGUAAAGAUCGAGAAUCUGAACUUGGAGCACAAACCAGAGAAUUCACCAAUGUAUACAUCAAGAACUUUGGAGAGGAUAUGGAUGAGGAAAGGCUGAGUAAGAUCUUUGAAAAAUUUGGACCUACACUUAGUGUAAAAGUGAUGAGGGAUGACUGUGGAAGAUCAAAAGGUUUCGGAUUUGUCAACUUCCAGAAACAUGAAGAUGCACAGAACGCUAUUGAUAACAUGAAUGGCAAGGAGCUCAACGGAAGACAAAUCUAUGCUGGGCGGGCUCAGAAAAAACUAGAGCGACAAACACAACUUCAACGCCAUUUUGAACAACUAAAACAAAAUAGAAUUGUCAGAUACCAAGGUGUUAAUCUUUAUAUCAAAAACCUUGAUGAUGAUAUUGAUGAUGAAAAUUUGAGAAAAGAAUUUUCAUCAUUUGGAACGAUCACCAGUGCCAAAGUAAUGAUGAAUAACGGUAGGUCCAAAGGUUUUGGUUUUGUAUGUUUCUCUGCUCCAGAAGAAGCCACCACAGCAGUUACGGAAAUGAACGGUAGACUUGUAGCAAGUAAGCCAUUGUAUGUCGCUUUAGCCCAACGAAAAGAGGAACGUAAAGCCCAUCUCGCCAACCAGUACGUUCAGAGGAUGGCACGCAUAAGAUCCACAGCCAGUCCCAUGCUAGGCCCAUACCGGGCAGGAGCUUCUUCUCGUUAUUUUUUUACACCUCUAACACAAAGCCAGAACCGGGGAGCAUACUAUCCUCCCAACCACUUUGCUCAGCUAAGAUCAAGCCCACACUGGUCUGCCCAGCGUGUGAGAUCCCACUCUUUCCAGACCAUUACAGGACCUAUGCGACCAAAAUUCUGUAGAUCACCUUUUGGUCCCCUACAGUCAACUUCACAGAUGUCAAGAACUUCAUUGUCAAAGUCACCGAUGUCAACAUCAGUGAUGUCGACUUCACAUAUGUCAACAUCACUAUUGUCGACUUCACAUAUGUCAACAUCACUUGUGUCGACUUCACAUAUGUCAACAUCACUUGUGUCGACUUCGCAUGUGUCAACAUCACUUGUAUCAACUUCACAUGUGUCAACAUCGCUGAUGUCGACUUCACAUAUGUCAACUUCACGGAUUUCAAGAAGGAUAACAACUCAAAGGAUUAAUUCCCCACUGCACACAUUGAGACCUCUGUGUCCCCCAGGGACUACAUUUAUCCCAACGUUACGCUCAGCUCAGCAGUAUAAAUACACUGGUGCUAGCUACAAUCACCAAUUUCUUGGUAUACCACCACAUAUUCCCACACUGACCCGUCAAAUUCCCACACUGACCCGUCAAUUGGUUGCACACCUGCCAGGGCAAGAACCUGCAAUACCUUCAACAUCAACUGCCUUUCCUCAACCACAAAAACGGGUACUUGGGGAAAGGCUGUUUCCACUGAUUCAGGAUCUACAUCCUACCCUGGCUGGAAAGAUCACAGGAAUGUUAUUGGAUAGACAAAAUUCGGAGAUUCUUUGUAUGCUUAAUUCUCCCGAAUGUCUCCGUUCGAAAAUAAGUGAAGCUAUGGCAGUUCUGCAGGCUCACAAGGAGAAAGAAGCCAUUCUCCCGAAUGUGUCUAUUCUAAAAUAAGUGAAGCUAUGGCAGUUCUGCAAGCUCACAAGGAGAAAGAUGCCAUCGAAGGUAACAACACCCCCGACAUGGCUUCAAUGUAAAAACACACUAAGAAAAUACCGCCGGAGAUCACCAAAAUAGGAGCAAGCAUUUCAUCGAAGAAAAACAUCCAAACGUGAAAAAACUUCAUGGUUGCACCCUCCAAAUGGCAGAUGUGAAAUUAAAAACAAGUGUGAUGU
Molecule: messenger RNA, 2342 nt
Organism: Antechinus flavipes (yellow-footed antechinus)
Lineage: Eukaryota; Metazoa; Chordata; Mammalia; Dasyuromorphia; Dasyuridae
Product: polyadenylate-binding protein 4-like
Exons: 1
Coding region: 16-2121 (701 amino acids)
Cellular component (GO): ribonucleoprotein complex; nucleus; cytoplasmic stress granule
Molecular function (GO): poly(U) RNA binding; poly(A) binding; mRNA 3'-UTR binding
Source: RefSeq, a predicted model, not a curated record